CAUGGCGGACACAGAACGUAGGAGCAAGACAAGUUAAACCAGAACUUUUUUUGGAACCAGAACCUUCUCUGACCCAGAAUCGUCUCGGAACCGGAAGCUUCUCUUCAUGUCCCUCCAGGCUUCCUGUGGGUCGCAGAAAAGGCCGCUCUGCUCCCUCCUCGCUGGCCGCAGCUUAAAGAAGCCAAGGCUUAAUGAUGGCGAGCGGCUGCAGGAGGCUGCGGUCCUGCUGCUGGACCAGAACCAGAACCUCUGCAGGCUGUUCCAGGAGCUGCAGAACAUGGAGCAGAACCGAAACCCGAAGCAGAACCAGGCAGUGUCUGAUGUUGACCCUUUGAACGUUGCAGGACUGCUAGUGGUGAGCGAGCUGCGGCGUCAGGCCGACCGACGGGGCGUCGCUGUCGGAGCCGUCUCGGUGAAGACGAUGUUGGACAGACUGGAUGAGAUCGCUGGGAGACAGGAGGACAAACUUAGGCAGAUGUUCACGUCUUCUCAGAGAGUCCAGUUGCAGGUUCUGUUGGAAGCCAGCAAACUGCUGCUUUGCCAAGGAGCUUUUUGUCCAAGGCUUCUGUGGGCGGAGUACCGAAGAGAUCAGAAGCAUCCUCACCUGGAGCUGCUGUACUUUCUUCACCUUUACAACAUCCUCACUCUGGACUUCAUCAUAGAAAGUGAUGACGCCGUCGCAUCAUGGCUGCCUGGUCAGUUAAAGGCUCUCUGCUGCUGGACGCCUCCGCAGGAGGAAGAGGAGACCAGACAAGUUCAACAGGAAGUUUUAUCCACCGUGGUUGGAGUCCUGGUGGCAUCAGUGAGGAGUUCAGUGCUGGACGAGCUGCUUCUCUGGUUUCUGGACAUUAAGGAAGAGUGCGAUGAAGGAGCAGAGCGAUGGAUUCAGACUCUUGAUGCUUCACUGUGUGGAGGUUCAGUGUCACCAGAAGCUCUUCAGCGGUUCUUUGCUCACUGCCUGACUCAGAUUUUCACCUGGAAUCCCAAACUGACAGUGUCAGAUGCUGUGACCUUGCAGAAUGACUGGACUGUUGCUAAAGCCGGCCGCUGUCUGACCUCGCUUUGCUGCAAGCUGGCUGCGAUCUUCAGCGUGGAGCAGCUGCUGCAUCACCUGCAGCAGGUUCUGGAAACGCACGAGGUCAACUGGAAACACGUCUUGGUCUUUGUCUCCACCCUGCUGGUUUACGACCAGUCGGCCCAGUCCAACCUCAGCGAGGCGUUGUGCCGCCUGCUGAGCUCGGCGUUCGGAGGCUACGAUCUGGAGAAGCUGAUCACCGCCUUCCUGCUGGCCCGGCAGGGGGCGCUAGAGGGCACCGGCGUGUUUCCAUCCUACACCGACUGGUUCAAGAUGUCGUUUGGCGGACGCUCCGGUUUCCAUGCUGGCAGUAAGAAGUCUCUGGUGUUCCUGCUGAAGUUCCUCUCUGACCUUGUGCCCUUUGAACCUCCUCAGUACUUAAAGGUUCAUAUUCUUCACCCUCCGUUUGUGCCUCCAAAACACCGCAGCCUCCUGAUGGAGUACGUCACGCUGGCGAAGACCCGGCUGGCCGACCUGCAGGAGUCGGUGGAGGACAUGGGUUUGUAUGAAGAUGCUUCUGCUGCCGGUGCUUCUUCACUCCAGAGCCAAGCUGCACAGGACGUGGAGAAAGCUGUGUGUCUGUUUGAGAGCAGCGGCAGGAUCCCUGCAGCAGUCAUGGAGGCCAGCAUUUUCCGGAGGCCGUAUUUUCUAACUAGGUUCCUUCCUGCGCUGCUGAAGCCCAGAGCGGUGAGAACUUUCAGUGUGUUUGUCAGAGCGGUGGGAACUUUCAGUGUGUUUGUCAGAGCGGUGGGAACUUUCAGUGUGUUUGUCAGAGCGGUGGGAACUUUCAGUGUGUUUGUCAGAGCGGUGGGAACUUUCAGUGUGUUUGUCAGAGCGGUGGGAACUUUCAGUGUGUUUGUCAGAGCGGUGGGAACUUUCAGGGGGUUGAGCAGAUUUUUCUCGUGCUUCCAGCUUCCUCUUGAAGCCGAUGCUCAGAUGAACUUCAUUGAAGUUUUGAAACAAGCAGAGAAGAUCCCUGCUGCCCAGUAUUCCCAGUAUGUGGAGUCCUGUCAGAAGCGAAGGCAGCAGAGCGGAAGCCCUCGGCGCCCCGGAGCCCCGCUGGCCGUUCUGCAGGAGCAACUGCAGGAGUUCACCCAACUGCUGGCAGCAGGACGGGACCCAGAGUCGUUGGGCCUGCUGUCCAGGAUUUCUCUCACCCUGAGUGUCAUCUGUCCUGGUUCUGAUGACCCGGUUGGAUCGGCUGCCACACCGUCGCUGCCCGACCUCCAUCUGAAGGUGGUUGAUUUAAUUCUGCGAAGUUUCUGCCAGAGCCUCCUGGUCGCUUCCAGAGGAAACCCUCCCAACAGACAGAGUGAGUGGGGCAGCAGGUUCGUCUGCUUGCUGCUCGAUAACCGGCAGCUUCUGUCCAGCGUAAUCCACAGACUGAAGGAUCUGUUUCACCGACAGGCAGCUUCUCUGAAACCUGCCCACAUCCUGGGCCUGGCAGCCUUCAUCGUCCACCUGCAGGCGGCCCAGCCGGGUCCGGCCCAGCCGGAACCGGGUCCGGCCCAGCCGGAACCGGGUCCGGCCCAGCCGGGUCCGGUUCCGGUAGAAGAGGCUCUGGAUUUGGCCAUGUUGAGCAGCAGUCGGAACAGCAUGCUGUUGUCUGUCAGGCUGGCUGUGGCUGCUGUGUCCUAUGGACUCUGCAGAGGACACUCUGCGUCUCCGCAGCGACUGCAGGACUUUAUUCCAAGGAGCCUCUAUAAGAAGGUCCUGUACCUGGUCCCAAGGUUGUUCCCUGAGGCCAGGAUACGUCCAGAGAGGCAGGACGGGGACGGUCCAACAAGCGGCCAUCUUGGGGACGAUCUGGCUCUGCUGUGGAGCUUCAAUGAUGGAACCAGCUGGUCGAAGUUGGUGUUGCAUCUGUGGAGACACGCUGCCUUCCAGCAGCUGCAGCAACUGCAGCAGUACCAGUUGUGUUUUUCAGAGUGGCUGCAUGAAGAGCUCAGAGUCCAGAGAAACUCGGAUGUUUUGUCGGACGCAGAGCGGCAUCAGUACCAGCAGUGGGCCUGCUGGGAGCUUUAUCUGCCCCGGCCAGAGGAGCAGGGAGGCUGUGGCGGUGACCCCAGGGCGCUCUGCUCCCGUCUGCUGACCGCCAUCAUGGAGCCGCCGCCCAGUAGGGAGAUGAACCUGGAAAACCUGGACUUUUCUCCAGGAUCGUCUGGGACUGGAACCUGUUUGCCAGACCUGCUGUCCAGAUUACAGGAGCUGGUCUACGAGGCUCAGGUCGGUGAACUCUGGGGUCGCCGUGUGGGUCUGGGGGACUUCCUGCUCCGGGUCGUGGCUGAGAAAUGCGCCGCCUCCUCUAGCAGCGUCUCCACCAGGCUCAGCCUGCAAAGGACCAUGGAGACCUGGAACAGGGUGCUCCUGGCGCUGCCACCUGUGAUGUUCUUCAAAAUAAAGACUGAAGCAGGGCAGAGCACUGUAGACUGUAGCGAGCUGCUGCAGCACAUCACACAGCUUCAGAGGAAGGCGUGUCCUCCAGCCAGCGCGCUGCCCUGCGCAGUGACAGUUCAUCUCUUGAAGGGUCUGCUCUUUGCUGCGGGACAGUGUGGACAUCCAGCAGCAGAAGUGGACCGGGUCUGGUCCCUGAUGAGCGCCUCCUGUCCUCUCCUCCUCGUCUCUGCAGUGCGUUGGUGGCAGCAGAUUUCUCCGGUUCUGGUUUCACUCUGGACCCGCCUCCAGGAUGCAGAACCUUUUCCAGAGCAGCUGCAGCUCCUCUCAACCUGCCGACUCUGGGCCUGCAGUCUGAGAGUAGGUCCGGUUCUGGUCCAGAUCCCUCCGGGUCCGGUUCUGGUCCAAGCCGCCAGCCUGCAUGGCGCCUUCAGAGGCGGGGCGGAAUGCCAGCAGAACUUCAGAGAGGUUCUGGAUGGACUGAGAGAGGCUGAGAACCAGCAGGUUCUAGUUUCUCUGCUCUUUCUUUUUGUGACGGACUUCUUGUCAGAACUUCUGGAUCCUCAGGAGAAAAGUUCUGGAAGGUCCAAAUGGUUCUGCUCAGAACUUCUGGGGGUUCUGGUGCACUCGGCUGAGUGGCUGCUGCUCUUCGGGUCCAACGAACCCGACCUGGAACUGGAACCGGACCCGGUCACGCUGACGGUCUCUGAUGUUUGCAGCCGGUUAAUGCCCUGGGCAGUCUGCAGUUUGCUGCAGCAGCAGAGCGCCGCCUUCCACCAGAGGGCGCUGCGUUGCCCCGGGUUUCUCCACAGCACCACCCUGUGGUACCUGGCAGCGCUGCGGCUCUUCCUGGACGGAGAGGCACCCGCCUCGGCAUGCCAGGCGGAACCGACCCGGGUUCUGGACUGCAUCAAGCAGUUUGUCCUAAGUUUGAUCCAGCAGGCGCCGGCAGCGGCCAUGAGCUGCAGCCAGUGGAGACAGUUGGAGACUCGCUGUGCGGACCUCGAUCCAGAACUGGCUGCAAGUCUUUCAGUUCACCUGGACCAUACCAGGGCGGGCUUCCUCUAGCGGACCGGAACCAGAACCAGCUGACCUGAUACUGAAUGUCAAACAGUCGACUCGGUUUCAUGGAAACUUUUUAUUUUUCAGAUUUUUCUGCAGUAACAUGAAUCCUAAAUAGAAUAAAACCAGUUCCUCCUC
Messenger RNA from Poeciliopsis prolifica (blackstripe livebearer), 4669 nucleotides. RefSeq names its product Fanconi anemia group A protein-like. The transcript is spliced from 41 exons. The coding region runs from base 107 to 4537 and encodes 1476 amino acids. Gene Ontology annotation, cellular component: Fanconi anaemia nuclear complex. The record is from RefSeq and is a predicted model, not a curated record. Gene Ontology annotation, biological process: interstrand cross-link repair. Lineage: Eukaryota; Metazoa; Chordata; Actinopteri; Cyprinodontiformes; Poeciliidae.